Molecule: messenger RNA, 1793 nt
Organism: Serpula lacrymans var. lacrymans S7.9
Lineage: Eukaryota; Fungi; Basidiomycota; Agaricomycetes; Boletales; Serpulaceae
Exons: 15
Coding region: 29-1639 (536 amino acids)
Molecular function (GO): CoA-ligase activity
Source: RefSeq, a predicted model, not a curated record
CCAGCUCUCUCUCUCGUCGUUCAGCAUCAUGUCUGAAAUCUACGGCCCUCCUUUGCUCCCUCCGAUACCUGACGACCUCACCAUCCCUCAGUUCUUUCUCGACUCGCACCACACAACGAGGCCAGUGCGCAAGCAUGGAACCCCUUGGUUUAUAGAGGACAAGACUGGCAGGAGUUUUGGCUUUGAAGAGGCGCGUUGGCAGUUUAUCCGUGCCAGAACGUUUGGAAUGGCAAAUUCUUUGAGAUUGCGCUUUGGCAUCAAGGAAGAUGAUGUUGUCCUUAUUUACAGCCCUAAUCAUAUUGAUUACCCUGUCGCAAUUUGGGCAACACACAGAUUGGGUGCCAUCGUAUCUGGCGCAAAUCCAAUGUACACUGUCGAGGAAUUACUCUACCAAAUAGAAACGACGAAAGCUUCGAUUAUAAUCACGCAUCCCAUGUCGCUCGACAAUGCAUUGUCGGCUGCGAAAGCUGCGGGUGUCCCCCAAGAUCGCGUCUUAACGUUUGAGGACUCACCAAGUAAAAGUCUCAUCACAGUGGAACAACUCAUCUUGGAGGGCUUAGCUCAAGAAGCAAGUUUCGUCGAGCGGAAACUUAACCCUGGUGAAGCACGGACAAAGGUUGCUUUCUUGAAUUUUUCCAGUGGUACAACAGGAAAACCAAAAGCGGUUUUAAUAUCCCAUUAUGGACCUAUCACAAAUGUCAUUCAGACGGCUGUGCAUAUGAAUGUGAACCAGAACUAUUGCGCUUGGGAGGAUCAAAGAUUCAGGCCAGGGGAUGUCGGUGCUGGUAAUAUAUAUGGGCUGGUUAUAAGUAUCCACUUUAUGAUUUACAGUGGACAUCCGGCUGUAAAGGACUUUGAUCUGAGCCAUGUUCGUGUGCUGUUAUCAGGAGCUGCGCCUCUAUCAGCGGAACUGAUGAACCAGCUCGUCAAACUAUUUCCGAAAGCGCAAAUUGGUCAAGGCUACGGUCUCACGGAAUCGUCGACCUCCAUCGCCAUGCUUCCGCCGGACCAAAAGAUAGGCGUACCAGGCAGCGUUGGUCGGCUACUUCCAGGAGUUGUAGCCCGCAUUGUCAAACCAGAUGGUUCUCUGGCGGGCUUCAAUGAACCCGGAGAGCUUACUGUAAAGAUGUCUUGUAUGGCUCUAGGAUACUUCAACAACGAGAAAGCCACGAGAGAAACAUUUGUAGAUGGCUGGCUUCGCACAGGUGAUGAAGUCAUCAUUAACGACAAAGGGGACGUGUUUAUUGUGGAUCGUCUGAAAGAAAUCUUGAAAGUCAGAGGCUUUCAAGUCGCUCCGGCUGAGUUGGAGGGUUGUUUGUUGGAUCAUCCCGAUGUAGCGGAUACAUGUGUUGUUAGUGUGCCUCAUGAUUAUAGUGGAGAGGUACCCCUGGCCUAUGUAGUACUACAUGCGGAUGCUGCGAAGCGAGCUGAGGCUGACCCAGCAGAGGCCAAUCGAAUCAAGGCAUCGAUUGCGAAGCACGUCGCUGACAAUAAGGUGGCCUACAAGAGGCUGGAAGGUGGUGUAGAGUUCACGGACAUCAUUCCAAAGAACCCGAGCGGCAAAAUGCUCAGGCGUGUCCUGCGUGAUAGAGCACAUAAAAUGAGGGCAACGAAGACGAAGACGACUGCUAAGCUCUAGGUUUUCAUUUUAAGACGUGCCGUUUCCACGAUCAAGUUGAAUGAUUUUGUUAGGCUGGUUGGAUUCAACUCACCACUUGUUUUAUAUUUACACUUUAUGUAUUCAACACGCAGCGUCCCUUCGUAUACUUGAGAAUGAUAUCCAUUUGGAAACA